Stegodyphus dumicola is the source of this 907-nucleotide messenger RNA. RefSeq lists its product as uncharacterized. The record is from RefSeq and is a predicted model, not a curated record. Lineage: Eukaryota; Metazoa; Arthropoda; Arachnida; Araneae; Eresidae.
UUGGCGGACGAUUUUCAAUUUUGUUUCGUUCAUGUGAUUUAAAUGUGGGUUUUGUUUGCAUAAUUCAUCUGUUAUUGAUUUGGAGCAAACGUUUUAGGUUUUCAGCGGAAUCCGGGACAGUAAUACAUUUUAGAGGCAUAACUGUGUUAACUGUUUGAAGGCAUUAUUGUGAAUUAUAUAUGUAUAUUUUAUUUGAGUGAUGUCUCAGCCUGCUGAAACGAAAUCUGGAUUUUAUGGCCCUGAUGUUCAAGAUAACACAGAUGAAGAAUUGCAGAAAUUCCUAAUAUAUUUUUUGGAUGAGAAAGAGCCACAUGUAAAAGCAGAAAAACUUCUAAUUUUUGCAAGAUCUUAUCUACCUGCUUCCAGUCAACAAGCAUCUUGCAAAACAAGAUCUGACUUUUUUUGUAACCUAAUUACUCAAAUUCCAGCAAUUCUUAAUAUGCUUGGUAUUUCUAAUAUUGGAAACGCAGAAACUUUGAAAGAAAUAGAGCUACAUAAUGAUAAGAACAUUUUGAACUUACAGAGAGCUGGUUUAUGUUUAGAAACCUUGUGCCUUUGUUUGGAAAAUUCUCAUACUUCUCAAGAGUUGCAUUGUGCUCUUAAAAUUACGUUAACUGCUCUUCUUCAAGCAUAUUAUCAUUGCAAAGAAAGUGAACAGAUAUAUGGUAACUUACUUGAAGAUUUUGCACACCACUUAGGUUAUUUUUUCAAGAAAAUAGAGGAUCUUCAAACAGCUAUGUUGUUAAUACUAGAUGAUUCAAAUAAAAUGGCAUAUUCUGAUGAAGAUAUUCACUCUGUAUGUAGUAUUGCUCAUAACAUAGAGAAGUUAUGUAUACUAGUGUCUAACUUAGAUCAGCUGAUGUCAACUAAAUUAUGGAAAAUAUUCAUUAAGUAUGUUAGCUUUAUG